CCUUUGCUCACAGCAAAGUUUGCUUAAUUAACCAAUCGAGUUUCGUUUCUGGCUGACAGACCUGAGUCAUAUAAAUCAGCUGUCUGUCUUUCAGAGCCACUUCAGCAAAAUGUUUUCAUGGGGAGAGGACAGUAAGCAGGGCUUUCGGUCGAGAGAUGGAGCAAAUAUCUCAGCAGGUGAUGGAGUUCACCUUUUAAACCUCAGUUUCCGCAUCACGGAUCUGUCAGCGGGUCACAGCGCGCUCGCCUUCAUCAAAAGUAGCGGAGACGCGUACAUCAUUCGCACAAAUGAGAGCAAAGACGGGAGGAGAGCCAGAGGAAAGCAGAAGUUCGUGAAAUGUCAGGAGAAGAUCCAGGCUGUGGGUUGUGGCGAUGAUUUGGUCACACUGCUGUCUGAGACGGGCAAAGUGCUCUGCGUGGACACAGCUCACACUCCUUUGAUUCCACGGCCCCUGGAAGCUCUGAAUAACGUACCAGUUUCUCAGGUUGCUUGUGGGAGCCAGCAUGCAGCUGCCCUAACCAAAGAUGGUCAUGUAUACACAUGGGGCCAGGAUUCCAGGGGCCAGCUGGGUCUGGGGAAGAGGAAGUCAGGCCCCAAUUCACCCCAACACCUCCGAUCUCUGUCAGCGAUCCCCCUGGUUCAGAUCGCUGCAGGGGGAGAGCAGAGCUUCGCCCUCUCUGUCUCUGGAGGUGUGUUCGGCUGGGGCAGAAACGACUGUGGACAGCUCGGGCUGGGAGACACAGCAGACAGACAUACACCAACUCCUGUUCAUUGCCUGAACAUGAAGAAAACUGUUCAAAUUUCCUGUGGAAAGGACCACACUGCCGUCCUGACAAAGGACGGUGCAGUGUUUACAUUUGGCUCUGGUACAUAUGGACAGCUUGGGCACAACUCUUUCAGCGAUGAACUACGACCUCGGCUUGUUGCAGAGCUCUGGGGGGCAAAGGUCACCAAGAUUGCAUGUGGACGACAUCACACAUUAGUGUUAACAAACUCCAAGAGGGUCUACUCCUUUGGGUGCGGAGAACAAGGGCAGCUGGGACACGGAGAGGAGAGCCAUUCGUCUGUGCCGUUACCUGUUCAACUGCAACAAGACACCACUAAUGGUCCCAUUAUUAGAAACAUCUAUGCAGGAGGAAACUGUUCGUUUGCAACGUGCACAUCUAUUCAGGAAGUUAAUGAGGAGUCAAACACUAAUAGUGCCAACAACGUUACGCAGAACUCUAUUGAUGAUAUGAUUGACAAAUGGAUCUCGAAAUGUGAUUCAAAAUCAUGGAAAAGGAUAAAACAGGAAAUCCACAAAAUGUUUUCCUCUGCAUCCUGUGUGAAUCAGUAUUUCCUUGACCAAAGCAAAGAUAAACAUUUCCAGACUUCACCAAAAUGCUCCGGCCUGGACUUAUCACUUGCACAACUUGCUUUUAAGAAACUAGUGAGGAAGGAUGAUGUUUUGAAAGAGGUUGAGGCUGCUGUUCUGCAGUUGCUUCCCUCUCUUGAUGAGAAACCAGUGGGAGUGGAGGGGUUGAGGAUCUUCCUGCUUCUCAGUGAGCUUCUGCAUGUGAUCCAGGAACACAAACAGCGAUGGAGCACAGAGCUCGCUGAGGCGGUUGCUGCUGCCUUACUAAGACUCUCUGCUGAAAGCCUCCAAAUCAUAGGGAACUGGUGGUCCUCACUGUCGUACUCCACCAUGGUUAAACAUGUUAAAGUGUGGAAGCAUGCCCUCUCAGUGAUCCUGUCCUUUGAGCCUGUUCCUCGCAGUUCUGGAGUCAAAAACCUGAUGCUAGUCCUCCAGUAUAUGUACAAUGCCAACAACAGGAUUGCAGGACGUCAGAGAAUUCCAGAAAAAACUUUUUGUUUGGGGAUUAGUGAAAUAUUUCUUGAAGAGGAUCUGCAGCUUUGGCGUUCAAUGUCAAAAAUCAAGGAUAUGAAUGAUCAGCCACUAAUUCUUUGCAACUUCCCAUUUGUCAUGGAUCUGAAAUCAAAGAAAAUGGCUUUUGACAUUAAUGUGGCACACACUCAGAUAGAAAACCAGGUGCCUCCAAAGAUGGUUUUCAUCUGGCCUUAUGGAUGGGUUCCAGAGACUAAUAGAUUUGAACUGAAGCUGAAGCGAGCGUCACUUUUGGAAGGCACCUUCACACAACUGGCUGCUGCUCCUCACAGUGCCUUCAAGAAGCCACUUUUGGUCUAUUUGGAUGAGGACACAAAAGUCACAGAUGUCUACAAAAGAGACUUUUUUCACCACUUGUUUCAUGACGUGUUUUCAGCUAAAUCUGGGAUGUUCUUAUUUAAUGACUCCAAAACACUGGCAUGGUUCUCCUCCAAAGCAACAGAGGAGGACAAGACAAACUUCUUCCUGUUUGGGGUUCUGUGUGGAUUGGCCUUGUACAACAAGAGUAUCAUACACUUACCCUUCCCACUGGCUCUGUUCAAGAAGCUGCUCGGUGGGGAGCCGACGCUGGAGGAUAUGAUGGAAUUUAGUCCAGCUGUUGGAAAGAGUCUGCAGUACGUCUUGCACUAUGACGAUGAUGAUCUAGAAAGCCUUUGCCAGAGUUUUUUGAUUGACUGGGAUGGGACAGAGGUUGAUCUUGAUCCUCAAAACCCUGAAAAGCCAGUGACGAGUCAAAAUAAGAAUGAGUUUGUGGACAUCUACGUGAAUCACGUCUUCAACACAUCAGUGGAGGGUGUGUUUCAGGAGUUCAAGCGAGGCUUCUACCUGGUGUGUGACCGGGAUCUGGUGAAGAUGUUUCGGCCAGAGGAGCUGCAGGGAGUGCUGGUGGGCAAAGAUGUCUAUGACUGGGCAAAGCUGAAACAGAACACCCUUUAUGAGUUGCAAUAUAUUGGCCACCCCAUCAUGCAGAUGUUUUGGGAGGUUUUUGAUGAACUGACAGAAGACCAGAAGAAAGAUUUCCUUUGGUUCCUGACUGGUUUUCGGAGGGUUCCUGUGCUUGGCAUGGACCAAAUCAAGAUGACGAUUUUUGUUAAGCAAAUUCAGAGCGCCUCUUACGAUCAACACUUCCCUGAGUCUCUGACAUGUCACUCAUAUCUGUACCUGCCCUUGUACUCAACCAAGGAGAUCAUGCGAGACAGGCUGACAGAGGCCCUGAUACCAGAGAGAGGAUUCUUGAUGUGAUUGUGGACCAACAGCUGCUGCACAGGCGCAGGGUGGGCCUGAUUUUUAUAUUAGGAUCUCCUUUCCUGGGGUACCUCACGAUAAAAACAAAAUCAUUGUACUGGAUGUACAUGACUUGACGUUGUUAGUCUACUUUAAAAAGGAUGACUGGAGAGCAGCAUUUGCAGCCAUUCCUCCUGAACAGCUCUACAGUGUUAACAGCAUAACUGAAGGCACUUUAAAAUUCUGUGUGAUUUGUUUUUUUUUUGAAAAUAUAAUAUGCUAUAAUUUAACUGAUUAUUUAACAAAUGUGCUGUGUCUCAGUAACAAAGUCUUAUUUUUAUGUGAAAUUUUUUUUUUCUUAGUCCUAGUUUAAAUAAACAAAAAAUUAUGUUCCAGUUUAUUUGGUACAACUUUCUAAAUCUUAUGCAAUCCACUACAACAUUCAUAUUAUAAACCUUAUCUUUGUAAAGUGUGUCGGAGAAGUGUCAGUUGAGUUUCCAGUUUGUUUUUCUUUUGAAUUGCAUUCAUAUUAUAUGUUGAAAGCAAUAAAUGGGUUGAACAAGAAUAGUAUUUAUGUUGUUACAGUCAGAGAAGCCUGUAGUUAUAUGUAAAUUAUGUGUCUCAUCCUUUGUUUAAGUAAUUUAUUAUGCACUUCAUUCCUGUUGGGGGCCAUUGUUAUAUUGUCAUGACUGUAUAUCUGGUUUGUACCUCAUAAAUAAAAAUAAUAUGAAUGAAUGUAGACAGGUUGAUUCCAGAAUAUGUGCCUGUUAAGUAUUUUAUAUGAUUAAAGCUGCAAUGAAGUCUG
This is a messenger RNA of Micropterus dolomieu (smallmouth bass), 3914 nucleotides long. Its product is annotated as probable E3 ubiquitin-protein ligase HERC4. The record is from RefSeq and is a predicted model, not a curated record. Bases 110 to 3127 code for a protein of 1005 amino acids. The transcript is spliced from 23 exons. Gene Ontology annotation, biological process: ubiquitin-dependent protein catabolic process; protein ubiquitination. NCBI's taxonomy places the organism in Eukaryota, Metazoa, Chordata, Actinopteri, Centrarchiformes, Centrarchidae. Gene Ontology annotation, molecular function: ubiquitin protein ligase activity.